AUGGUUCGACUGGGAUCGAGCCUCGCCGGGUUUGCGCUGGCAGCAAGCACGGCCCGAGCAGGCUCCUACACUCUGGUCGACACGUUUGACGCAAGCAACUUCUUCGACGAGUUCGACUUCUUCACCGAGCCCGACCCGACCCACGGCUUCGUCCAGUACGUCGACGGCGACACGGCAAACCGCGAGGGGCUCGCCGGGUUUGCCUCGGGCGGCGUCUACCUCGGCGUCGACUACAGCAGCACGACGACGACGACGACGACCGGCCGAGCGUCGGUCCGGCUGACGUCCCGAAAGGCCUACACGAGGGGCCUCUUCGUCGCCGACAUCGCGCACAUGCCGGCGGGCGCGGCCGGUUCUAGCUCGUGCGGCCUGUGGCCGGCCUUUUGGAUGUUCGGCCCCGACUGGCCCAACUCGGGCGAGAUCGACGUCGUCGAGGGCGUCAACAGCCAGACGUCCAACUCGGUCUCGCUCCACACGGGCGCCGGCUGCACCGUCUCCAACCCGGGCGCCUCGCCCGGCACCAAGCUCGUCUCGGCAGACUGCCAGGGCGGCGAGGGCUGCACCCAGGACACGAGCGCGCCCGACAACUACGGCGCCGGCUUCAACGCUGCCGGCGGCGGGAUCUACGCCGUCGAGUGGACAGACGCCGCCAUCAAGGUCUGGUUCCUGCCGCGGGACAGCCCCAUCGCCAGCCAGCUCUCUUCUUCUUUUUCUUCUUCUUCUUCUUCUUCUUUCCCCUCGGGAGGAAACAACAACAACACCAACAUCAAGGAUAAUAAAAGCCUGGACCCGUCCGCCUUCGGCACGCCCCUGGCCGUCUUCGCCGGCGGGGCCGAGUGCCCGAUCGGCGACCACUUCGCCAACCACCACCUCGUCUUCGACACCACCUUCUGCGGCGACUGGGCCGGCCGGGUCUGGGCCGCCGACGGCGCGUGCGCCGCGCUGGCCGACACGUGCGAGGACUACGUCGCCGCCCACCCGGAGGCCUUCUCCGAGGCGUACUGGCUGCUCGGGUCCAUCCGCGUCUACCAGCUCGAGGCAGACGCCGGCGCGGGUACGGGUACGGGUGGGGCGAGCGCGGGCGGCGGCGACGACGGUCAGGGUGAAGGGGGGGGACAAGGGCAGCGGCGGGGUUUGAGGCCAAAGAUGGCGAGGAGGUGGCAGGCUUGA
Molecule: messenger RNA, 1170 nt
Organism: Thermothelomyces thermophilus ATCC 42464
Lineage: Eukaryota; Fungi; Ascomycota; Sordariomycetes; Sordariales; Chaetomiaceae
Product: glycoside hydrolase family 16 protein
Exons: 1
Coding region: 1-1170 (389 amino acids)
Biological process (GO): glucan catabolic process
Molecular function (GO): hydrolase activity, hydrolyzing O-glycosyl compounds
Source: RefSeq, a predicted model, not a curated record